Messenger RNA from Solanum dulcamara, 1708 nucleotides. RefSeq lists its product as uncharacterized. The record is from RefSeq and is a predicted model, not a curated record. The transcript is spliced from 2 exons. The coding region runs from base 296 to 1279 and encodes 327 amino acids. NCBI's taxonomy places the organism in Eukaryota, Viridiplantae, Streptophyta, Magnoliopsida, Solanales, Solanaceae.
CUCUUCUUUUCUUCUUCUCUUUUUCUCUUCUUCUCUUCUUCUUUUUCUAUUUCUACGCAACUGCUGUCUGCGAAGAAUUAUUUUUUUCAACUUUUAUUCAGCAGUUUGGCCUUUUUUUUAAGAUAAAGCAUAUGCUCUGUUUUUUUCCAAAGUGGCUGCUUUAUUAUUUUUUUAAAAUUUUGCUGCAGCUGCUCUUUUAAUUUUACUGCAACUGCUCUGUUAUUGUUUUGACAAUUUGACUUGUGUGACUGAAUUAUUAUUCUAUUUUUUCUUUGUAGUAAGUUGUAUUUUUUUAAUGGCACAAAAAAUGGAUCCAACUUGGGCAUAUGGAAUUGCCAUGGGAAGUAAAACAAAAAUCAAAUGUGUUUUUUGUGAUAUAACAUAUAAUGGCGGAAUAUUUCGUCACAAGAAGCAUCUUAUUGGUGGUUAUAAAGAUGUUAAAGUGUGUUCAAAGGUCCCGAAUAGUGUGAAGGAAGAAAUAAAAGAGUAUUUUACGGAAAAAAAUGAAUUUAAAACUCAAAUGAAUCCUGAAGCAUCCAUGGUGAAUCUUGUUGAUGAUGAUGAAAUGGAUGAUGAAGUUGAAGUGAAUAUGCCAAUGGGGCCUCCCUCAAAAACAAAAAAAAAACCUUCAACUAGUGAAAGUGGGUCAUCCACUGCUAGCAAUGUCAAAGGUCCUCUUAAUUUCUAUUUCUCGCAAAAACCAAAUGAAAAGAGAAAAGGUGGACCUAUUGAUCUAGAGGCUUCUAGCAAGAUUUUACAGGAUCGUGCUGUAUCUGCUUUUGCUAGGUGGAUGUAUGAUGCAGGUUUGCCUUUCAAUUGUGUUUACACCGAAAAUUUUGGUGAAUUCAUUGAGGCAGUAGGCCAAUAUGGCCCUGGAAUGAAGCCCCCCACCUAUCAUGAGGUAAGAGUUCCUUGUUUAAAAAAAGAGGUGGAAAAGACAAACAAAAUUGUAGAAGAUCAUAAGGUUCAAUGGAAAACGUAUGGUUGUUCCAUUAUGAUGGAUAAAUGGACAACAAGGAAUGGGAAAAUGAUCAUCAAUGUUUUGGUGAAUUCUCCAAAAGGAAGUGUGAUCCUUGAAUCUCAUGAUGCUAGUGACUCUUCUACUGACUCUAAUAAGAUGUUUAACUUGUUUGAGAAGACUAUCUUGAAAAUAGGCAAGGAAAAUGUGGUACAAGUUGUGACUGAUAAUGCAAGUGAGAACAAAAAGCGGGUGACAUGUGGAAGGGAGUGUUCCCGCAUAUUUUCUGGACUCCUUGUGCUGCUCACUGUAUCAACUUGAUGUUUGGUGACAUUUUCAAAGAGGCCCCAUAUUCUACAGUUUUUGGUAAGGCUGUUAAGAUACAUUCUUAUAUCAGUCAAAGGGCACUGUUGUUGAAUAUGAUGAGGAGAUACACAAAGCAAAGAAACUUGGUAAAACCUGCUAAGACAAGAUUCGCAACAACUUUUUUGACAUUGCAUAGUUUUUAUAUGCAAAAGAAAAAUCUAAGAACCUUGUUUAUGUCCAUUGAAUGGAAUGAAAGUAUCUAUGCAAAGGAAACUCUUGGGAAAGAAGUUGCGAGACAUAUCAUUAGUCCAUAUUUUUGGAAUGUCACUGUUCAAGCACUUAAAGUUGGUGGUCCUUUAGUUAAUGUACUUCGUAUGGUGGAUGGGGAGAAAAAACUACCAAUGGGCUACAUUUAUGAAGCCAUGGAUAGGGCAAAAGAAAGUA